GCUUCUUUUUGCUUUUUGCCUUUGCCUUUUUUUUUUUUUUCUUUUUUAAUAGAAACAUAUUUAAAUAGAAAAACAACAAAAAUAAAUAUUAAUAAAAAAUAAAGAAAACAACAAAAAUGUCUACCAUUAGCAUGGUAUCACCACAACAUGCAUCAAAGAAACCGUGCACAUCUGCAAGCUGUUGCUCACCUUCUCGUCUUUGGCGAAACCUUCAAGUGAUUAUCAAUGGAGAUCAAAGAGAAGAAUUCAAGAAAUUUGUAUCUGAUCAAACCAAAUUACCUCAUAUCGUUCGUGUCUUAUUGACCGGAAGAUUGUCAAACAAUCCACUAGUUUACAGUAAACCAUCAAGCCUUAUUGACCGUAGACUUGUGGAUAAAUUUGGAAAAUUAUCAGCCACUGAUUUAAACGCGCUAGAAAUUGCAUUAUUACAAAAACAUGAUCAUAUUGCUUACUCUAUCGUUUUACUUUUGAAACGAAAUGCUACCCCUGCUGAAUUAAAGGCAUACUUGAAUCAUCAAUGGGGAAAAGAAAAGUUAACUGCAUUACACUUAGCUUCUUUCUGGGGUAUGUCCAAGCUCGUACGACUCAUGUUGGACCUAGGCGCCGACCCAUUCAUUCAAAACUAUCGUCAACUCAGACCAAUCGAUUGUACCACCAAUAACGAUAUCAUCACUCUUUUACAACCACCCCCUCCUCCUCCACCUACUCCAGUAGUAGCAAAAAGAUCCAGUUUAUUAUUGAAAAAGGCUGAAAUUUCCAUGAAUCGUAGUAUCAGUCCUUCCUCUACCUUACCAGAUCAUUAUUAUUUCUCAAAGCAAAGCGAUAUCACUCCAGUCAUGUCUCCACUUUCUUUUUCUUCAUCCUCUUCGUCAUCCUCCUCUUCGUUUGAUUAUCAUUGGACUCCACCUGCUUCGCCCGAUUUAACUCAUCUUGUACAACAACUGGAUCAAGUCGUCGUUAUUGAAGAACAAAGACAAGGCUGUUUCCCUCGUCAUACUAGUAUCAUGAAUGAUAACAAACAACCACUUGUGUCACAGAAACAAAAGAAAGUUCAUUUCGACCCUCAGAUCAUCUUGAUGGAUGCCUGUAUUCGCGGUGAUAAACAAGAAGUUAUCGAUGUCAUGGACGAUUCAAUUGACCUGAAUCAAAUAAGAGAUCUCCAGGAUAGAUCCCUUUUGCACCUAGCAUUAUUGUAUGGACAAGAGCAUAUUUUCAUGUUUCUUUAUGACAAGAUUGAUAUUAAUCUGGCUGAUAGUGAUGGUUGGACAUGUCUUCAUUAUGCUGCAGCUCUGGGUUUGUGGCGAUCCCUUGAAUUUCUCACGUCACUCGCCCAUUGUAAUGUCAAUGCACGGACCAAUCAUGGAUUAAAAGUAGAAGAUUGUCCAAAGUCGUAUACUUUAAGAAUCCAGUGUAAAAACAUCUUGGAUCGUAGCCAUGCCACAAAGUAACCAAAAAAAUCUCUGUACAUAUUACAUAUACCCUUCCCAUUUCCUUUUGUUUAUAUAAUUGUUAUUAUUCUUUCCUUUUUCCAAAAAAGAACCAAUCUCCUUACAUAUUGUACUUUACCUGACCCUUCAUUUACACAAAAUUUAUAAAUCACUAACACACACACACACACACACACACACACACACACACACACACACACACACACAC
Mucor mucedo is the source of this 1656-nucleotide messenger RNA. RefSeq lists its product as uncharacterized. The record is from RefSeq and is a predicted model, not a curated record. Gene Ontology annotation, cellular component: cytoplasm. Gene Ontology annotation, molecular function: protein binding; phosphatase regulator activity; enzyme inhibitor activity. Bases 117 to 1448 code for a protein of 443 amino acids. NCBI's taxonomy places the organism in Eukaryota, Fungi, Mucoromycota, Mucoromycetes, Mucorales, Mucoraceae. The transcript is spliced from 3 exons.